Myotis myotis is the source of this 3424-nucleotide messenger RNA. It is a transcript of the gene ANKRD35, whose product is annotated as ankyrin repeat domain 35. Lineage: Eukaryota; Metazoa; Chordata; Mammalia; Chiroptera; Vespertilionidae. The transcript is spliced from 14 exons. The record is from RefSeq and is a predicted model, not a curated record. The coding region runs from base 173 to 3226 and encodes 1017 amino acids. Gene Ontology annotation, molecular function: actin binding.
CGCGGGUCUGGUCUCUGAUUGAGCGCGGCGGCCCUGGGGGCGGGACGGCUCUGCUUUUGACAGCUUGCCCCGGCACAGCCGCGACUGAGUUCAGUGGGUUCGGGAUCCUGUGGCCCCUUUCUCCGCGCGUCCCCGUCCCCCCGUGGCCCUGGCCCUGGCCCUGGCCGCGGCCAUGAAGCGCUUCUUCUCCUGCUCCAGCUCACAGGUGGCGGUGGAGAGAUGGAACCGCCGUGACCAGAAGCUGCUGGAGGCCGUGCAGCGGGGGGACGUGGGGCGCGUGGCCGCCCUGGCCUCCAGGAAGUCUUCCCGACCCACCAAGCUAGACGCCAACGGCCAGUCCCCCUUUCAUCUGGCAGCCUCCAAGGGCCUGACAGAAUGUCUGACUAUCCUGCUUGCCAAUGGGGCCGACAUCAACAGCAAGAAUGAGGACGGAAGCACCGCCCUGCACUUGGCCACCAUCUCCUGCCAGCCACAGUGCGUCAAGGUCCUGCUGCAGCACGGUGCCAAUGAAGAUGCUGUGGAUGCAGAAAAUCGUAGUCCGCUGCACUGGGCAGCUUCCUCUGGCUGUGCCUCAAGUGUGCUCCUGCUGUGUGACCAUGAGGCCUUCCUGGAUGUCCUGGACAAUGAUGGACGCACACCCCUGAUGAUCGCCUCGCUGGGCGGUCACGCAGCUAUCUGCUCACAGUUACUGCAGAGAGGCGCCCGAGUCAAUGUCACAGACAAGGAUGACAAGUCAGCUCUGAUCCUGGCCUGCGAGAACGGCAGCGCCGAAGUGGCUGAGCUGCUCCUGAGCCAUGGAGCGGACGCGGGGGCGGUGGACAGCGCGGGCCACGAUGCUCUGUAUUACGGCCUGCGCACACAGGACAAGGCACUGCGGAAGCUGCUGCAGCAGGCCCUGAGCUGGCGGCGGGGAGGUCAGGGGCUAGUUCAACACCCAGAUGCUGCAUCUAAGGCCUCUCCAUCUGAACCUCCGGUGGGUUCUCCGCCCAAGAGCCCCCGGGGGGCAGAGCCCGGGGUGGAGCAGGAAAAGGAGCGAGAGGAUGUGUGCUCAGAGGAGUGGAAGUGGAAGUACGAGGAGGAGCAGAAGAAAGUUUCUCAGUUGGAGCAGGAGCUGAUGGGAAAGACAGAAGAGAGCAAGGCUCAGGCUGCAGCCUACCUGGGCCUGGCCAACCAGAUCCGGGAGCAGGUGCAGGAGCUGGGGCGGCUGCUCUUCCGGGAGCCCAGAGCUCCAGGCGGGCCGAGUCCUGGUAUCCGUCCUGGAGGGGAUGGCAUGGAGCAGGGCUGCCCCCUGGACCUGCUGGCUGAGGGCAUACGAGAGCUAAAGAAGCAGCAGCAGGCAGUAGCCGCAGCCGCAGCCAACCCAGUGUUAGCUGCCAAGAAGACCGAAGAUUCGGCCCCCUGGGAGAUGUAUUAUGAAGCCCAUGGAAGGUCCCAACCAGAACAGGGGCCACCCCAGGGCCCGGUGUCUGAGAUCCCGGGGGAAGCCACAGGGCAGCAACAGACGACUGUCGGUGGGCAGGCCCUUGGCCCUGAGCAUGCAGACCAGCCGCAUGCUGGCCAGAAGGAGAGGCCGAAGGCCCCAGGGGCGGAAAGAGCAGGCACAGCAGCUGAAGCAGUGGGCAUAGCAGCCAUGAACCAGCUACUGCUACAACUGAGGGAGGAGCUGGCUGCCGCGUGGCGAGAGAAGGAUGCUGCCCUGGGGGCUUUGUCAAGACCCGUCCUGGAGGGAGUUCUGGGGAAGUCCCGGGCGGAGGCCACAGCGGCCGCCUGGGAGAAGAUGGAGGCCAGGCUGGAGCAGGUGCUGCUGAAGCUGGAUCGGGCCAAGGCGGGGCUGCGAGCGACCCCUGCGACCCCUGCCCAGGAGUCCAGAGAAGGAGCCCCAAAGGCAGGCUCAGACACCAUCCCCAAAGAGGAUGGAGAGAAGGCGACGGGGGCUCCCGGGACCCAGCGGGAGUCUCCAGGGGCCCCGGGCAGGCCGCAGACGCCGGGAGGAGGGCUGGCCAAGGGAAUGCUGGAGAAGGAGGUGUCGGCCCUGAGACUGAGCAACAGCAACUUGCUGGAGGAGUUGGGGGAGCUGGGCCGGGAGCGGCAGCGGCUGCAAGGGGAGCUGCAGUCCCUGAGCCAGCGGCUGCAGCGGGAGUUUGUGCCCCGGCCCGUGGCGCAGGUCCAGCUCCAGCAGCUGCGGCGGAGCGUGGGGCUCCUGACGGACGAGCUGGCGGUGGAGAAGGAGGCCACCGAGAAGCUGCGGAGGCACCUGGCGUCCCAGAGCAGCGGCCUCCGAGGGCUGUGGGACUGCCUGCCCCCCGACCUGGUGGGCAAGGCCGGUGCCCGGGGCCCCGGCCCCGAGCCCCUGCAGGAGCUGCAGGCCUGCAUCAGCGCCCUGGUCGCCAGGCACCGCGAGGCGCAGCAGGUGCUGGCGAGGCUGGAGGAGGAAAACCAGCGGCUGCGGGGAGCCCCCGGCCGGCACCCGGAGCCGGGCCGCUCCUCCCAGGUGACAGCACCCCCGGAGGUGGCCGCUUUGGAGCAGGACCUGGGGCAGCUGGAGGAGGAGCUGCGCGCCGUGCAGGCCUCGAUGCGCGGGAAGAGCCAGGAGAUCGGGAAGCUGAAGCAGCUGCUGUACCAGGCCACGGAGGAGGUGGCCGAGCUGCGCGCGCGGGAGGCGGCCAGCCUGCGGCAGCACGAGCGGGCGCGCAGCUCGCUGGCGGCCCAGGCCCAGGCGUGGGGCCAGGAGCUGAAGGCCCUGCUGGAGAAGUACAACUCGGCCUGCCGCGAGGUGGGCCGCCUGCAGGAGGCCGUGGCCGACGAGCGCUGCCGAAGCGGGGACCUGGCGGCCCGGGCCACGGAGCAGGAGCGCCAGGCCAGCGAGAUGCGCGGGCGCACGGAGCAGUUUGAGAAAACGGUGGGGCUGCUGAGAGAGAAGAUGGAGCAUCUUCUGGGGGCUUGCCAGGACAAGGAGGCCAAGAUCAAGGAGUUGUUGAAGAAGGUGGAGCAGCUUUCAGAGGAAGUCCUAGCAGUUCGGGGGGAAAAUGCUCGCCUUGCCUCGCAGCUGCGGGAUUCUCAGAAGAACCAUGAAGAGAUCAUCUCUACCUAUAGAAACCAUCUCCUGAGUGCUGCUCAGGGCUACAUGGAACAAGACGUAUACAAUAUCCUGCUGCGAAUCCUCAGCAGGCAGGAGAAGAGGGGCAGCGCGGGCCGGGAGGGGCCGGGGAUUCCUCUCCUGGAAUAAGAGCACCCCUGGUUGCCAGAGGCUCCAUCAGGCUGUAGUGGGGGGGAGGUUGGCCAUUAGGGAUAGUGUGGGUGAGCUUCGCCUGACAUGAGGGAGCGCAGACCUGAGAAUCGGAACCCUGGAAUCAGCAUGGAUGAAACCAGAGGAGGUACUGAUCGAAGCCAGCUCUGUAACAAAUAAAGCAGGGGCAACACGAUA